Molecule: messenger RNA, 993 nt
Organism: Corapipo altera (White-ruffed manakin)
Lineage: Eukaryota; Metazoa; Chordata; Aves; Passeriformes; Pipridae
Gene: WNT9B
Product: Wnt family member 9B
Exons: 3
Coding region: 175-993 (272 amino acids)
Biological process (GO): neuron differentiation; multicellular organism development; cell fate commitment
Cellular component (GO): extracellular region
Molecular function (GO): cytokine activity; frizzled binding
Source: RefSeq, a predicted model, not a curated record
GGGAAGGAAGCCCUGACCCACUUCCCUUCUCUGGGGCCCUCCCCGGGCUCUGCCCAGGGCAGGGUGCACGUCAAGCAGUGUGACCUGCUCCAGCUGUCCCGCAAGCAGAAGCGGCUGUGCCGGCGGGAGCCAGGCCUGGCCGAGACCCUGCGGGAUUCCAUCCGCCUCGGGAUCAUGGAGUGCCAGUUCCAGUUCCGCAGCGAGCGCUGGAACUGCAGCCUGGAGGGGAGGACCAGCCUGCUCAAGAGAGGUUUCAAGGAGACUGCCUUCCUGUACGCCGUGUCCUCGGCGGCACUCACGCACUCGCUGGCGCGGGCCUGCAGCGCCGGGCGCAUGGAGCGCUGCACGUGCGACGACUCCCCAGGGCUGGAGAACCGCAAGGCCUGGCAGUGGGGGGUCUGUGGGGACAACCUCAAGUACAGCACCAAGUUCCUCAAGAAGUUCCUGGGGCAGAAGAGGAUCGGCAAAGACCUGCGGGCCAAGGUGGACAUCCACAACACCAACGUGGGCAUCAAGGCAGUGAAGAACGGCCUGAAAACCACAUGCAAGUGCCACGGCGUGUCGGGCUCCUGCGCCGUGCGGACGUGCUGGAAGCAGCUCUCGCCCUUCCAUGAGAUCGGGCGGCUGCUGAAGCUUCGCUAUGACGAUGCCGUCAAGGUGUUCAGCACCACCAACGAUGCCGUGGGGCACUCGGAGCUGGCUGGGCCCCCCCGGCACGGGCACUCCCCCCGGCUGCCCCCGGCCCCCCGCGCCACCGACCUCGUCUACGUGGAGGACUCGCCCAGUUUCUGCCGCCCCAGCAAAUACUCGCUGGGCACCGCGGGGAGGACCUGCUCCAGGGAGGGCAACUGCGACAGCAUGUGCUGCGGGAGAGGCUACAACACCCAGAGCAGGCUGGUCACCUUCUCCUGCCACUGCCAGGUGCAGUGGUGCUGCUAUGUGGAGUGCCAGCAGUGCAUGCAGGAGGAGGUGGUGUACAGCUGCAAACAGUAG